Eurytemora carolleeae is the source of this 726-nucleotide messenger RNA. RefSeq lists its product as uncharacterized. The transcript has a single exon. The coding region runs from base 105 to 665 and encodes 186 amino acids. NCBI's taxonomy places the organism in Eukaryota, Metazoa, Arthropoda, Copepoda, Calanoida, Temoridae. The record is from RefSeq and is a predicted model, not a curated record.
AGUUUAGGUUCAGCUCAGUUCUUCCUCACUCAGUAUCUAUUCGACUACCGCAGUGGAAAGACCUAUACCUGAACUUAGUGUAGUAAUAUACAAACCCAACCAACAUGAAGUUCUCCUGCUUCAAAAUCAAUUUCGGAGCUAAAUCCGACCAAAGAAAUCUACUAUCCAACCAACUACUGGAGAAAGAACAAUCCUGUUUAAUUAAGAAGAAAUCCGUGAAGAAAAAUAAAAAAGUUCUCAACAACUCGAAACCUGGUAAUGCGCAAGAUUGUGUCGAUAUCAAUGCAAAAUCUUCAUCUUGGUUUCUGCCAAAUGUUUCAGAAGAAAAAUCCGCGGAAAUUCUCGAAUCCUUGGUUCCAGGACGCUUUUUAAUCCGCCAAAUUCAAAAUUCAUUUAUCCUUCAUCUCCGGUGUGAAGCUGGAUCAGAGAGUUAUCUUAUCCUGGUUCAAGAUACGGGUUUAAGAUUCUCCGGAGCUGAUAAGCAGUUCUCAAACCUUAGUUCUCUUGUGGUUCAUCACUCCAUCAUGCAGGAGCAACUCCCAACCUUGCUCCGGGUAGCAGAGGACAUACAGGAGGAGGAGGAGAUUGAUUUUAUAGAUAUAGAUGUGGACCCGGAGUACAAUGUUCUAGUUUCUAGACUUCAGACCCAGCUCAACUCAUUCUAAUCUUGAUCAAUAAUAAACUCAGUCCUGUGAUACAGCCAUCAUACAUUCAGAAUUCAAACUU